AUGGGAGCACAGGUCUGGCUGAUUGUGGCCGCUUUGGGUACACUCUGUCAUCUUCUCUUUGGAUAUCUCAGUCCAAAGUAUGAUCCUCGCGAACCAAAGCUGGUUACGCAGUCGAUCCCGCUGGUUGGCCAUGUCAUCGGUAUGGUCCGUCACGGGCUUGGCUACUACACGACUCUCGGGGACGUGCCGUCACCUAUCUUCAGCAUGAGCAUGCUGAACAAGAAGAUUUAUGUGGUUACUUCUGCUGCUUUGGUCUCAACUAUACAACGUUCUGCAAAGUUCAUCUCAUUUGAACCUUUUCUGAACGAAGUCGGAGACUGGCUGGCUGGGAUCAAAGGCGAUGGAUUGAAGCUCCUCCAGAAACCUGUGAAGGGCGGUGGAAGCCUCAGUUCUGCGAUGGUGCACGCCAUGGCUACCGCUAUUUCAGGCAGCAGCCUCGAUAAAAUGAAUGAUACCAUGAUAUCCUUCCUCCAGGCAUCCAUGGAGGAAUUGUCGACUGCAACUGAAGAUCCCAUUGAUCUAUAUGCAUGGUGUCGGGAUGCAAUGACAACUGCCAGUUGCGAGGCGGUUUGGGGAGCUAAAAAUCCCUUACGUUAUAAGGAAAUUCAGGAUACAUUUUGGGAGUAUGAAACGAACUUGCCCAUGUUAUAUAUUAAUAUUUUGCCACAAUUCACAGCGCAGAAGCCUUUUAAGGCACGAGAAAAACUUGUGAAAGAAUUUCUGAAGUUCUACGAAGCAGAUGGACAAUGGGAAGCCUCGGAGUUAUCACUUGUGAGAUGGAAAAUUCAGCACGAAGCAGGCGCUACUAUUGAAAACAUUGCACGCAUGGAAGUUACUUUGUGCGUUGGCGUUCUCUCGAAUACCGUUCCAACCCUGUUCUGGACCACCUUUGAAAUUUUCUCUCGCCCCGAGCUCUUGUUGAAACUUAGACAAGAGGUCUGGGAUAAUGCAGUACAUGUUUCCAUCAGUCCGGAGGGUAACACUAUUCAUUGCCUUGAUGUCGCAGACAUACGAAACAAAUGUACCCUUCUCCUUUCUACCUUCCAGGAAGUGCUACGUCUACGGUCCAGCAGCGCCACGAUUCGUACUGUUCUUGAGGAUAUUGAAAUAAAUAACCAGUAUCUACUCAAAAAGGGCUCAAUGCUACAGCUUCCGGCACCGUUUCUCAACCUCGAGGAAUCUACGUGGGGCUCGGAUUCAGCAAAUUUCAACCCUUACCGAUUUUUUGACUGUGACAAAGAGAAAGUUGGGCGCUUGAGAUCGAAGGGUUACAUGUCUUGGGGUACAUCUCCCCACAUGUGCCCAGGAAGACAUUUUGCAAGUGGAGAGAUUUUACCUGCGGUUGCUAUGUUUUUGGUACGAUAUGAUAUUACGCCUGUCGAGGGUACCUGGCGCCACCUUUCGAUAAAUAGAGAGGUGAUAGCAGCAUCGAUUCCUCCACCUAAGGAAAAGUUUAUGGUUAGAUUCUCAGAGAGGGAUAAUCAGGAUGCAUUGAAAUGGGAGUUUCGGCCUUCCGCAGAACACGGAAGAUUUAAAUUGGUUACUGGGUAA
Trichophyton rubrum CBS 118892 is the source of this 1551-nucleotide messenger RNA. RefSeq lists its product as uncharacterized. Lineage: Eukaryota; Fungi; Ascomycota; Eurotiomycetes; Onygenales; Arthrodermataceae. Gene Ontology annotation, molecular function: iron ion binding; oxidoreductase activity, acting on paired donors, with incorporation or reduction of molecular oxygen; monooxygenase activity. The record is from RefSeq and is a predicted model, not a curated record. The transcript is spliced from 3 exons. The coding region runs from base 1 to 1551 and encodes 516 amino acids.